AUGGCCGCCGGCUCGCUGCGGUCCGUUCGUCCCGGCCGCGACGGGAAAGCGAGUGAGGGCCGGGCGGGACCGGGCCGCCCCUCCGGCGCUGCUGGGAGAGGCGGGGGCGCCUUCCUGCCGGGCGGGGGCGGAGGCGGGGCGGGCCCCGGUGGGAGGGCUGAGCGGCGCCGGGUCCGCCGCCGGGGCGACGGCUUGGGGGCGGGGAGGCGGAUCGGGUUGCUGUACCGGCGGUAUCCCGCGAGUAACGGGAAGGAGCGCGGAACAAAGGGUUACGGCGGGAGGCUCGUGCCGCUCUGGAAGCGCGGAGCAACCCAGCGAUGCACCUCUCACGCCCGCUUUGUUCUGCGCGCGGCUGCGCGCUAG
This is a messenger RNA of Numida meleagris (helmeted guineafowl), 363 nucleotides long. RefSeq names its product glycine-rich protein 2. NCBI's taxonomy places the organism in Eukaryota, Metazoa, Chordata, Aves, Galliformes, Numididae. The transcript has a single exon. Bases 1 to 363 code for a protein of 120 amino acids. The record is from RefSeq and is a predicted model, not a curated record.